Molecule: messenger RNA, 186 nt
Organism: Debaryomyces hansenii CBS767
Lineage: Eukaryota; Fungi; Ascomycota; Pichiomycetes; Serinales; Debaryomycetaceae
Product: DEHA2D05280p
Exons: 1
Coding region: 1-186 (61 amino acids)
Source: RefSeq, a predicted model, not a curated record
AUGAUGUCAAUCGCUUCCUUGAUGAACUUAGCACAUAGAUUAGCGGCAUCUGCGGUUGUGACGGCCCAGUUUAUUCUCAAGUCUGAGGCUAUCAUUAUUUCAAACCCAAAAUUUGCCAAUCUAUUUUUAACUGAAAAUGUCUCAACACAAAAGAUUUCAUUGAUGUCUAUAAAGGCCAACCAUUAA